AUGGAGCAGCUCGAGAUACACAGCAGGUCUUACCUUGUACGAUGGGUUCAAGUGAAAGAGCUGCAUACCAUCUCGUGGACUAUACGACCGGAUAAGAAGUCAAUAAACUUUGGUAUCUUCCAACACCCUGGGGGGUCUGGUGCGACCCUUGCUCCAAGAUUACCCUCUUCGACUAUCGAAGCCCCGCCGACACCAAGGCUUUCUCCGGGAGACGGUCAGAUUGAUGUGACCUCAUCUCAUCAUGCAUCAUCUAAGGCCGCAGACAAGCUUGAGAGCGUGGGCUUGAGGCUUGUACAGUGGUACGGGACCUGCGAUCCCAAUCGCGUCAAUACUGGAACCUAUGAUGUACCCCAGAGUGAAGGCGGCAUGUAUGCAUUGGUUUUUGACAACACAUUUUCGAAGCAGCAUUCCAAAAAGGCAACUUUCGUACUCCUAACCUAUCCUACCAAAUCACCCCCGCAGACCAGUUCCCUGACUCACCAUAACCAGAGUGUGGGGGCAGCGAGUAGUGUGAAUCUGAAGGACUCGCUGGAGCAAAAGAAGACUACGUCUUCGAAUGACUCAAUUCCUCAGCUCAAGGCAUCAAAAGCAAGCACAGCAUCCGAAGAAAGGCCUCGAAGUGGUGGGAACGACGUGCCGCCCGACCCAGGUCUAUUCACCGGCACUUUGCAAAAACGGCGUAGAAGGAAGCACCAGGGGUGGGCACGCCGGUUCUUCUCCCUUGACUCAAAAACCUCAACUUUGUCGUAUUAUCACGAUCGAAAUGCUGCAUCUCUGAGAGGAUCUAUACCGCUUUCUUUAGCUGCCAUUGGCGCGAACGCCGUCACGCGCCAAAUCAGUAUUGAUUCUGGGGUGGAAGUGUGGCUAUUGAAGGCAUCUUCGCAAAAAGACUUUGGUGCUUGGAAACGUGCCCUAGAAUUUGCCAGCUCGCCAGGUGAUUCUAGCUCUCCUCAGGAAACCACUCGCAGGAGCUCCUUCAAGAGGAUUGCUUCUGUUAAAGCGAUAAAUCCAGAGGAAGACCGCGAGUGGUUGAGAGUUGAGGAGCUUCUUACAAAAGUUAGAAGCUCAAGAGACCUGGCUCGAAAUGUAGCCAAGGAUACUGAUCCGAAAUACCUGCCAUCGCCGGCACUCAAGCCUAAAAUUGAGCGAAUACCUUCGGAUGCAAUAUCUAGCCAUUCAAGCGCCUCCGAGAGCCCAAUUGAACAAGGCUUGAAUGGCUAUUUUACCGAGAGGCCCAAGGAUCGCCGACCGUUCUGGAAACGUAAACCAAGUACAGAAAGGCAUAUGCCUGGUGCUUUUAGGCGAAGUGUCUCUGCUACUCCCUCUCUCGCAACUCCACAAAGGAGUACGCCCACAUUAAUUACGACCUCGUCGAUGGGUUCCGAGGGUAGAAGUUUAGAAAACCAAGUGAACGCCAGCUUACAUGAUCGUUGCCUUUCUCUCCUGAGAGACCUGGACAUUAUAAUUUCUGACUUCGAUCUCCUCUUAUUUGAAAGCAAGCAGCGACGUGACCCAAUGGUAAACUCAGCGACUUCUCGGUGCAGUAUUGAGUCCCAAGAUGAUGAAUUUUUUGACGCCGAGGGAUCUCAAUUGCUCGAUAUUCAUCAAGCAUCGGAUGAAGACAUAUCAGAUGCUGGCUUGGCCGAAAAUGCAAGCUCAAGCUCUGACAGUGAAGCCGAUGAGCCUCACGCCGCAUCGACGCCAAAGAAAGGCCCACACAAAGCUGACCCAGCGUUUCCAGAGAUUCCCACAUCACUUGAGCCACUGCCAGCGUCAUCAAUCAAACGCAGGGACUCGCUCCAGCCUCCUUCUGUGAAUCCACCAUCUCUCAUUGGAUUUCUCCGCAAGAAUGUGGGCAAAGACCUUUCCACAAUCUCCAUGCCUGUGUCUGCCAAUGAGCCAAUUUCGUUGCUACAACGUGUGGCAGAGAGCCUUGAGUACUCACAGCUGCUUGAUUCUGCCGCGGAUGCCACCACCAGCGUAGACCGAAUCAUAUUGAUCACAGCGUUUGCAAUCUCCCUUUUGUCUAGUGCUCGAAUCAAGGAGCGAGCGAUUCGCAAACCCUUCAACCCAAUGCUUGGCGAAACCUUUGAGCUCGUUCGCGAAGAUCGGGGUUACCGGUUUCUCGCAGAGAAGGUCUGCCAUCGUCCUGUCCGCGUUGCCUCCCAAGCAGACAGCUUCAAGUGGUCCUUAUCACAUUCGCCCUCACCCACUCAGAAAUUUUGGGGGAAGUCGGCGGAGCUACUAACGGAUGGCAAAUUCCACGUAGCCUUACACACCAGUGGCGAGCAUUUCAGCUGGACGCAACCCACCACCUUCCUGCGAAAUAUCAUUGCAGGGGAAAAAUAUGUAGAACCGGUGGGAUCGCUAAGUGUGACGAAUGAAAGCACAGGCGAGAACGCAUGUGCUACAUUCAAGGCCAGCGGUAUGUUCUCUGGUCGAAGUGAGGACGUAACGGUGCAGACUUACGAUGCGCACGGCAAUGAAAUGCCCCUUGGGCUUAUGGGACGAUGGACAUCAUCCCUGGCCGUGACUGAUCAGAAGGUUGUAAGACAGACUGGUAAGCCGAUCUGGACCGUGGGCGAACUGGUGCCAGAUGCCGUGAAGAGAUACGGCUUCACGAGCUUCGCUGCUUCGCUCAACGAGAUCACUUCGCUCGAGAAGGACAACCUUCCGCCCAGCGAUAGCCGUUUACGGCCUGAUCAACGAGCUGCUGAAGACGGUGACCUUGACAUUGCGGAGGAUCUGAAAGCUAGACUGGAAGAGGCCCAGAGACAGCGGCGCCGGCUUGCUGAGGAACAUGGCAUGCAAUGGCAACCUAAAUGGUUCGCGCAGGGGGAAGCCGCGGAUGGGGAGGAGGUAUGGGUACAGAAGGUAGGCAAGGACGGUUACUGGGAGAGACGACGGCAAAGGAACUGGGAGGGGGUAGAGAAGGUUUUUGAAGUUCAGUGA
Messenger RNA from Bacidia gigantensis, 2952 nucleotides. RefSeq lists its product as uncharacterized. Gene Ontology annotation, cellular component: perinuclear endoplasmic reticulum; cytosol; intracellular membrane-bounded organelle. The record is from RefSeq and is a predicted model, not a curated record. Gene Ontology annotation, molecular function: sterol binding. The coding region runs from base 1 to 2952 and encodes 983 amino acids. Lineage: Eukaryota; Fungi; Ascomycota; Lecanoromycetes; Lecanorales; Ramalinaceae. Gene Ontology annotation, biological process: maintenance of cell polarity; endocytosis; exocytosis. The transcript is spliced from 2 exons.